Messenger RNA from Rhagoletis pomonella (apple maggot), 1389 nucleotides. It is a transcript of the gene Su(var)205, whose product is annotated as heterochromatin protein 1. Gene Ontology annotation, biological process: negative regulation of transcription by RNA polymerase II; chromatin organization. The transcript is spliced from 5 exons. Gene Ontology annotation, molecular function: chromatin binding. Lineage: Eukaryota; Metazoa; Arthropoda; Insecta; Diptera; Tephritidae. Gene Ontology annotation, cellular component: nucleus; pericentric heterochromatin. The coding region runs from base 221 to 856 and encodes 211 amino acids. The record is from RefSeq and is a predicted model, not a curated record.
GUAGCGUUGCCUUCCAAAACGUUUUUGCGCUUCAUUUUCCACGCCGAAAUCGUUUUUCUUCUAAACAGUGUUUUUUGUGCAGUAAUUUGCCAAUAAAACUAAUUUUAAGUGAAUAAAUCUACUGAUUCAGUGACAAGAGAAUAAAAGAAAGGGGAACGGCGAUUGGUGUAAUUGCUUGUUUAAUUUAAUAUAAAAGUACAAAAAGUUAUAUCCAGUCAAAAUGAAAUCAAAGAAAUCUGAUUCCGCAACUACCGAUGCUGUUGCCGACUCAUCAGAAGAGGAAGAGUACGCAGUGGAAAAAAUUUGCGGCCGCCGCGUGCGCAAGGGAAAGGUCGAAUAUUAUCUCAAAUGGAAAGGCUAUCCUGAGGAAGAAAAUACCUGGGAACCCGUGGAGAAUUUAGAUUGCCAAGAUUUGAUACAGGCAUAUGAAGCAGAUCGUGAGAAAAAUGAGCCUGCCACAUCCAGUAAACCACCUGAGAAAAAAGAUACGUCCAGUAAAAAGGAAGCUAGCAGCAGUGGACGUACUAGUGCUGCUGGUAAUAAACGCAAGUCUGAAGAGAAAACUUCAGGUAGCAAGAAAAAACGACGUGACUCAUUAAAAUCAGAAACUGACAAUGAUUCAGUAUCCGACAUUUCCUCGCGUACCUCUGAGCGCACUGGUUUUGAUAGAGGCUUAGAGGCCGAGAAAAUACUUGGCGCCUCUGAUUCGAGCGGUGGCUUGACUUUCCUCAUACAAUUCAAGGGUGUUGACCAGGCUGAAAUGGUGCCAGCAGCGAUUGCAAAUGUUAAGAUUCCACAAAUGGUUAUUAAGUUCUACGAAGAACGUCUCUCCUGGUAUUCUGAUAAUGAAGAAUAAGUUUAAAUUAAUUACAUAGUUGAUGAUUAAAUAUCUAUAUCAAAAUAUAAACAAACAAGUAGACACAUGCAUACAACAUGCCUAAAACAACACGACUUUUCACAUUUCCUUAAUAUUAUCUCGGGCAAUCAGAGGUGAACUGUUAAUAUAUAAAUUGAAUAUGAAUAAGUUCAUUUUAUAUUAUAUUUGGAGACUAUCGUAAUAAAAACACACAAUUUUACUCAAUUUUAAACAUCCAAUGAACAAAGGAAAAAAGUUUCUCAUAUAGUCUUAUAGUUAAUAUUUGCUUAACUAUAAACUGUUUUGAUUUUAACAAAUAUCACUAUUUCACCACGUGUUUUUUAGUAUGCACUGUACCGGAAAAGUCAAGUUGGUAUCAAUUUGUACAUAUUUUCGAAAUAUGUUCCGAAAUUGAGAGAAUCGUACACACCUUUUAACACUUUAUUGCUCCAUCCAUGUUAGGACGAUCGAUUUGUUAGAACUAAACAAAAAUCAAGCAAUGUACUGAUGUGGGAAAUAUGUUUAAAUAAAUU